Chaetomium globosum CBS 148.51 is the source of this 1656-nucleotide messenger RNA. RefSeq lists its product as uncharacterized. The record is from RefSeq and is a predicted model, not a curated record. NCBI's taxonomy places the organism in Eukaryota, Fungi, Ascomycota, Sordariomycetes, Sordariales, Chaetomiaceae. Gene Ontology annotation, cellular component: cytosol; cytoplasm; aminoacyl-tRNA synthetase multienzyme complex. The coding region runs from base 1 to 1656 and encodes 551 amino acids. The transcript has 4 exons. Gene Ontology annotation, molecular function: aspartate-tRNA ligase activity; RNA binding; ATP binding. Gene Ontology annotation, biological process: aspartyl-tRNA aminoacylation.
AUGGCCGAGCCUUCGGUAAGCCCAGCUCCUCCUCCAGCCGAGACUCCUGCCGCGGCUCCUGCUGCCGAGGGUGGUGAGGACGGCGGAGUUUCAAAGAAGGCCGCCAAGAAGGCAGAGGCCAAGGCUAAGAAGGAGGCCGAGAAGGCUCGCCGCGCCGCCGAGCGGGCUGCCACCGCUGCCGCGUCUGGCUCCGCCGCACAAACCGAGGACCUCGCCAAAGACAACUACGGCCAGGAAACACACGAGACGAAGCUAUCCGCCGAUUUGGUCGAGGUAAACCUAAAGAAACUGGGCGAUGAGCACGUCGGAAAGUCGAUCAAGCUACGCGCAUGGAUCCAAAAUGCCCGCAUGCAAGGCGCCAAGAUGGCCUUUGUUGAGCUGCGCGAGGAGGGCAACUGGUCAAUCCAGGGCGUUGUGGCUGCCAAUCCCGAAGGCACCCCCGUCAGCCGUCAAAUGGUCAAGUGGGUUGGCGCCAUCAACCCGGAAAGCUUCGUCGUUGUCGAGGCCAAGGUCCAGAAGCCCCUCGAACCCGUCAAGAGCUGCCGUGUCUCCAACUACGAGCUGCACAUCACGAAGUGCUUCGUUCACGCCGCUGCCCCCACCGUUCUGGGCAUGACUCUCGCUGCGGCGAACCGACCAGUGGCCAACUUUAGCGACGAGGAGGUGCCCGUCGAACAGGAGGUUGAGAAGCUUACUAUUGCCUCUGCUGGAGAGGCCACCGGCACGCCUGCUGCCAGCAUGCUUACCCACCUGGACAACAUCGUGAUGCACAAGCGGUCGGCUGUACAGCAGGCCAUUGCCGAUAUCCGCGGCGAGAUGAAAGAGCUGUACCGCUCAUACUUGAGGUCGCACGGUUUCAAGGAGUUUGAGCCCCCAUGCCUCAUCGCUGCGGCGUCCGAGGGCGGCGCCAACGUGUUCCGCAUGCCCUAUUUUGAGAAGGAAGCAUUCCUCGCCCAAUCACCGCAGUUCUACAAGCAAAUCGAGAUUGCGGGCGGCCGGAAGCGCGUGUUCAGUGUUGGGCCCGUGUUCAGGGCCGAGAACUCCAACACACCGAGACACAUGACCGAGUUCACCGGUCUCGAUAUGGAGAUGGAGAUUAAGGACGAUUACCGGGAAGUUGUGCAUGUGCUUGAGGGUGUUCUGUUCCACAUCUUCCGCAACAUCCAGGAGCGCUGCCCUGAGGAAAUCGCCCUCGUCCGCUCUGUGUACCCCUCUGAGGAGUUCCUACUCCCCGAACCCGGCAAAGAGGUCCGCCUGACGUUCGCCGAAGGUCAGAAGCUCCUCCGCGAGGAGGGACCCGAGGAGUUCCGCAACGUCACCGAUGACGAGGACAUGAGCACACCCCAGGAGAAGGCGCUGGGUGCUAUCAUCCGCAAGAAGUACAACACCGACUUCUACGUGCUCGACAAGUUCCCCGAGGGUGCCCGUCCGUUCUACGCCAAGGAGGACCCAACCAACCGCAAGGUUACCAACGCGUACGAUCUGUUCAUGCGCGGGCAGGAGAUCUGCUCUGGUGGGCAACGUAUCCACGACCCCGUCGAGCUGGAGGCGCGCAUCCGCACCAAGGGUAUCGACCCCGCCAGCCCGGGGAUCAAGGAGUACUGGUACUGGUAUUGUAUGGCCACGGUCCUGGACUACGAUCGUGAUGAGGUGUGA